This is a messenger RNA of Hemibagrus wyckioides, 2137 nucleotides long. Its product is annotated as tripartite motif-containing protein 16-like. NCBI's taxonomy places the organism in Eukaryota, Metazoa, Chordata, Actinopteri, Siluriformes, Bagridae. Gene Ontology annotation, molecular function: protein binding. The transcript has 4 exons. The record is from RefSeq and is a predicted model, not a curated record. The coding region runs from base 100 to 1014 and encodes 304 amino acids.
UGUGUGUGUAUGUAUGUGUGUGUGUGUAUGUGUGUGUGUGUGUCCUAACAGCUCAGUGCACAGACAGCAGUAGAUGACAGUGAGAGGAUCUUUACUGAGAUGAUCAGCUCCAUGGAGAAAAAGCGCUCGGAGGUGACGGAGCUGAUCAGAGCUCAGGAGAAGGCUGAACUGAGUCCAGCUGAACGACUCCUGGAGCAACUGGAGCAGGAGAUUGCUGAUCUUCAGAGGAGAGUCACUGAGCUGGAGCAGCUUUCACACACACACGAUCACAUCCAUUUCCUCCAGUCUCGCUCUGCUUUACCUGAACAUGACGACUCCUCCAGCAUCGCUGUCCAUCAACAUCUCUCAUUUGACAGAGUGAGGAAUUAUCUCUCAGACAUAAAAAAGCAAUUCUUCAACAAAAUCCCUUCAUAUGCAGUGUGGAUGAAUUUACCUUCAGAGCCGAAGACUCGAGAAGAUUUUCUAGAAAAUUUCUGUUAUCUGACUCUGGAUCCUAACACAGCACACGGUUACCUCCGUCUGUGUGAGAAGGACCGAGCGGUGAGACGCAGAAAGAAAGACAAGCCGUAUCCGCGUCACCCUGACAGGUUUACCUCCAUGGCUCAGGUGUUGAGUAAGGAGAGUGUGUGUGGACGCAGUUCCUGGGAGGUGGAGUGGAGCGGUGAAGGAUGUGUGUACAUCGCAGUCUCAUAUAAAGGGAUCAAUAACAAAAAGGAGGCCAGACGAACUGUGUUUGGCUACAACGAUCAGUCCUGGAGUCUGGUGUGUUCCCAGCAUCCUCUCUCUUUCUAUCAUAACACCAUUAAGGCCGAGUUCGGAGUUCCGACACCGUCCAGAAUAGGAGUGUAUGUGGAUCACAGGGCAGGAAAUCUGUCCUUCUACAGCGUCUCUGACACCAUGAAGCUCCUCCACAGAGUCCACACCACAUUCACUCAGCCUCUAUACGCUGGAUUUACUGUGUGGACUCCUGAAACAGUUGUCAGGUUUUCAGAUCCACAAGCACCAAAUUAUUAGCGUUUCUAUAGUAACGGCUCAUAAGUGUUACGUCUAACAAAAAUACUGGAGAACAAAGAGCUCCAACAUUGUGAUGCCAGAGAAAUCGUACAACUAAUAAUGAAUAAAUAUUGUUAAUAUUAUAUUACAUUCAUUAUAAGACAAAUUGUCAGACUCUAGUGAAAUAUUCCAGCAAAAAUGUUAAGACAGUUCGGUUUAUCGUGACGUCAAGUGUCUUCUAGAGCCCCCUAGUGGCCAGAAAGAAUAAAGCAAUUCGUUUAAAUUAUGGAUAUUUAAAAUAAUAAUAAUAAUAAUAACAAUAAUAAUAAAUCAUGAUAUUUGGGGAAUUUUUCUUUAAAUGUAUAAGAAACAAAGUGAUCUAUAUUUUAGUGCAGCCUAGAUAUGAACUUUAAUUGAUCAAUGUAGACAAAGACAGAUUUCUGUGUUUUAAUCGAAUGUAUAACGGCCUUCUUUAUAGUCACAUGGAGGGUUUCGCUUUACUUCAUUUCUGAUUUUUGCUUUCCAUUUCCCACUGUUUCUUUUCUUUGCAUGAAGUGUAUUUAAGUAGGUUAGAUCUUACAUUUAAAAUCAACGCAGAUUCAGAGCCAAAAACUCAAAACGAUUUACUAGAUUUUCUAGAUGUACACACACACACACACACACACACACACACAAACACAGACACACAAAUGGAAAGUGAAGACUUUCUGAAUUCUGAUUUAAAAAUGAAAAAUUUUAAAUAAAUUCGAGUCAUUUUCUGUCCUGAAGUUUAUCCUUAAACUCUAUUAUGUAAUCAUGUGAACUUCUACUCACUCUCUCUCUCUCUCCCUCUUUCUCUCUCUCUGUAAGUUAUAAUGUGUGAAAAUCAACACACCAGAUAGAACUGUGAAUAGACAAACACAUCAGAGUUGUUAUCUGGAGGCUCGGUUUUACAAUGUAGAACACCAUCAGUGUCAAAAACACAACCCGAGUGAUCCUCUUCACUAAAAGACACAUGACAGGAUUUCCAGCAGGACUGUGUCUCACUGUGAGAAAUAAAACCUCUACUGCAUUGUGUUCAUGAUGAUAAUGAUGUCAAUAAAGCAGAAAUAUUUCACUGUAACCUGAACUUCAGUGUCAUUUGUUCUGCAUACAAAUUUUCCGU